Molecule: messenger RNA, 1620 nt
Organism: Culex quinquefasciatus (southern house mosquito)
Lineage: Eukaryota; Metazoa; Arthropoda; Insecta; Diptera; Culicidae
Product: piggyBac transposable element-derived protein 3-like
Exons: 5
Coding region: 1-1620 (539 amino acids)
Molecular function (GO): zinc ion binding
Source: RefSeq, a predicted model, not a curated record
AUGAAAGUGGGUGAUUUGGAGUUUGAGUUCAGCGACGAAGAAGACGACAACGUGUCGGAUGGAACCGUCUCCGAUAUCGAGAGCGAAAGCGACUCGGACGACGAUUUUGCAAGCUCGGAAGCGUUCGUUGGAAAGAACGGCAAACGAUGGGGCACGAAGCCACCAGCUGAUGUCGACAUGGCUCCACCGAUAAAAGAUUUCGAUGCUUGCAAUGUUGGCCCAGCUCCACAUUGCCGGAAGUUUCGAACUGCUAAGGAGGCAUUCCUCGCCUUUUUGUCGUCAGACAUCAUCGACGAGAUCGUCGAAUGCACAAAUUUGUACGGGCGUCGCAAGCGAGAAUCAAGCUGGAAGGAUGUGACCAAGAACGAAGUUCUUAGCUUCAUUGCGGUUUUGAUCGCUGCCGAAUUGUUUGUGUGUCUACGAACCGACAACGUGCUCGACCGUAACGAUCGGUACAUGAAGUCGCACGAUAAACUGGAACCCAUCCGAAAAAUUUUGGACAUCUUCGUCAGUAACUGCCAGCGGAAUUACGUCCCACCGAAGGUUUUGACCGUGGACGAGCGGCUGUGCCUUUUCAGAGGUCGUGUUUCCUUCCGGGUUUAUAUCAAGAGCAAACCCGGAAAGUACGGUAUCAAAAUCUGGGUGUGCGCCACGGAGACCGGCUACGUUGUGGUGUUGCAGAUUUAUACCGGAAAAGGAAAGGAAGGACCGGAAAAGGGCCAAGGAAUGCGGGUGGUCAAAGACCUCGUUGCGCCCUUCUUGAACGAAGGGAGAGAGUUUCUUCGUACCAUGGAAACGGCUUACACGGGAACGAUGCGGGCCAACAAGGCCGAUAUUCCGCCGGCAUUUCUGGAGAAGAAGAAUCGUCUGCCUGGCUCUUUCCUGGAAGGGUUCGACCGGACAAUGACCCUUACGUCCUACUUCGAACGGAAGGGAAAGAAGCCGGUUGUGAUGCUUUCGUCCAAACAGUUCGAGGCCGCUCCGGCAGGAAGUAAGCCUUCUGUAGUGGAGUUCUAUAACAAGACCAAGGGUUUCGUCGAUAUGGGCGAUCAGCAGACGCGGCACACGACCGUUUCUCGCCGGAGCUGCCAGUGGCCGAAGAAGGUGCUUUUUGAGCUGAUCGACAUCGCUACGCUGAACUCCCAUAUCAUCCAUAAGGAGCUCCACCCAGAAUUCAAGGGAAGCCGAAGCGACUUUCUCCAAGAUCUUUCUGAAGAGCUGGCGAUCGAUCACAUGAGGGAUCGGCUACGUGGAGGACAUCUGCCGGAGGAGUUGACCAGUGCUUUGACGGAGUUUGUGGCCGAGUUCGACAGGAAGUUGAUGUGUGCUGAUUGUGUGCGGAAGGCGAAGACUGCUUGCUCAGCCUGCAACAGGCCAUUGUGUGAAUCGCACGGUGAGGAAUCGGAGAUUGUUGUUUGCAAGCCUUGCAACCAGAUGAACAAAAUUCCAGCGAAGCACUGUGAGCUGACAGAAAGUAAACGAUGCACCAAGUGCUCGAAGCGGCGAGUUUCGAAGACGAACACUCGUUGUUCCGCAUGCGAAGAGCAUGUAUGCAAAAAUUGUUCGGUUGUCCAACGGCAUACAUUUUGCAAUGAUUGUAAGUUGAUUGUGACGAGCUAG